AUGCGGUUCGACACCGCAACACUCGCCCUGACGGCACUGUCCCUCUUGACACCACCAGUCACCGGCGGCUUCAUCCCCCGCCGCCGGGUGAACCCCAUCGUAGAAGGGCAGAUCCACGGCCGGCACAACUUUGCCGACGGGUCCCGCGGCGACGCCGCCGCGCGGGCGCUGCUCGAGCGCGCGACCCCGGAGCACGAGCGCCUCGCCCGUGUCCCCGGCGCGCACAAGCCGGGCCGCCGCAUUGACCACGACUACACGGUGGACCAGAAGUCCCGGGCGAACCCGCUGAUCGACUCGGACCCGACCUACGAGAUCAGCUACCUGUCCAAGAGCGACGACGACGUCGUGUACGACGACGAGCAGCCCGGCGGGGACCUGCGCAGGCGCAACCCCUUCGAGGCGAGCUGCUUCGACGUCCCUACCUUCGCGCUCAACGGCAUCCUGGGCAUGUACCCGCCCGGGGAGAAGUGCACGCACGUGAGGGCCGGGGAGAGGACGGUGGCGAUCACGUGCUACCACGCGGCUGAUGGGGCGGAUGACGAUGAUGGGUUUGGCAUGAUGAGUGCGGGAGGGAGGAGGGAUAAGAGGUCCGCGGAGGAGAUGCACGAGGAGAGGAAGCUGCAGUUCUUGUCGCUGUGCGAUACGUCUACCCGGCCGGAACUGAUGGUGAACUGA
Microdochium trichocladiopsis is the source of this 675-nucleotide messenger RNA. RefSeq lists its product as uncharacterized. The record is from RefSeq and is a predicted model, not a curated record. The transcript has a single exon. The coding region runs from base 1 to 675 and encodes 224 amino acids. NCBI's taxonomy places the organism in Eukaryota, Fungi, Ascomycota, Sordariomycetes, Xylariales, Microdochiaceae.